AUGUACGACUCGAUCCCGAUUCUUGCUCAAGUAACGAAAAUAUCUGAAGAUACUACAGACUGGAACACUCUUAUACAGAAAAUUCAGAGUAAAAUGACAAAAACUUUUGUAUUGCGGAUGCCAGAUGGUCGAGAGCUCGUUAGGAAAAUCAAUAUGCCGAAGAUCGUGUUCAAGGUCGAAACUCGAUCAGGAAACAAAAAAGUAACAUUGAUAAACAAUUUAUCUUCUUUCGGUAUCGAGGUAAAGAAGCUAUGCCACCAAAUACAGGUCGAAGCUGCGACAAGUGCGACAACUACCAAUGAAGCCGUAAAUUGUGAAGGACCACAGGUGACAGUACUGGGGAAUCAUGUUACCUACCUCGGCGAUUUGCUCACAAAGGAUUAUGGCAUUGACAAGAAAUACAUGGAUGGUCUAGAUCUUGGUAUAAAGAAGAAGAGAAAAUAA
Molecule: messenger RNA, 444 nt
Organism: Cooperia oncophora
Lineage: Eukaryota; Metazoa; Nematoda; Chromadorea; Rhabditida; Trichostrongylidae
Source: the annotation of a GenBank genome assembly